AGGGGUGUUCUCAUAAUUAAAUGGCGACGUGCGAUCUGGAGCAUGGUGUGAAAUCGCUCAAGUGCGCUUCUUCCAGCGACAGCGAAGAUGACGACGACGACGAUGCGUCUAGCGACGAAGAUGCGUUGAAGAAUGUGUCGCUCGGGAUGUGGGACUUGGGUCAUUGCGAUCCCAAGCGGUGUUCCGGCCGGAAGUUGGCGCGGUUGAGAGUCGUUCGUUUGCUCAAGAUCGGGGAGAAGUUCCCGGGCGUCGUCUUGUCGCCGAAGGGCGAACGAAGUCCACCUGUAUUGUAUUGGGCACUGUUCAGGCGAAGACUAGUGAUUCAGAAAUCGGGCGCGAGUAAUCGUAUAUCCGCGGAUAAUCUUAAGAGUUUUACCUCAUAUCUCGGGUUCACCAAUAUGGUCAUUUCCCGAGCAGACAAAGACCUGAUAGAGAAAGCAGGCCUGGCCGUGGUUGAUUGUUCCUGGACGCGUUUGGAGGACGUCAAGUGGUCCAAAGUGGGCAAGGGGGCCCCUCGACUGCUUCCUUUUCUCAUUGCGGCGAAUCCCACUCAUUACGGAAGACCCUGCGAGUUGUCUUGCGCCGAGGCCCUGGCAGCUGGGCUUUACAUCAUCGGUUCGUUGAUCCGGAUUUAUUCACUAUUGAUGUCUCCGUUUCGUUUCGCGGAUUGUUUCGAACAACCUGGCGUUGGUCAAAUGACGGAACAGGACCAGCUUUCAUUGAAGAAGACGUUUGCCUUCAGUGUGUUUGCUCAUUAA
This is a messenger RNA of Notodromas monacha, 758 nucleotides long. The record is from the annotation of a GenBank genome assembly. NCBI's taxonomy places the organism in Eukaryota, Metazoa, Arthropoda, Ostracoda, Podocopida, Cyprididae.